AUGUCCUCCACAACCACCUCCGCCUCCGACUCCACCUCCACCCGGUCCCAAUCGCAAUCGCAAUCCCAAUCCCAGACCCAACCACCCCAACAAUCCGAAGACCCAACACCCUGGCCACCAAAACCACCGAAACCAUGUCGUCUGAAUAUCGGCGCCAAGACCAAGGAGACGAGGAGCAGUACAGUCACAACGACCAAGACAAAGGACGAGGCGGACCGAGAGUAUGAGGAGAGGAUCGAGGACGAGUAUGCUAAGCGGGAGGGCGGUGCGUGA
Endocarpon pusillum Z07020 is the source of this 273-nucleotide messenger RNA. RefSeq lists its product as uncharacterized. Lineage: Eukaryota; Fungi; Ascomycota; Eurotiomycetes; Verrucariales; Verrucariaceae. The transcript is spliced from 2 exons. The record is from RefSeq and is a predicted model, not a curated record. The coding region runs from base 1 to 273 and encodes 90 amino acids.